AUGCCAGCUAAUGAUCGACAUGCAGCAGCCAAUAGAAUUAUGCAACCAAAUGAGCUGCUUCCAUUUAUAACAAAAACCCCACGGCAAACAACAAGCAAACGAGAAGCUUCAGAUAAUGGUGACGAACCUAAAACUUUCGUUUGUAGACUUUCAAAACCCAAAGAAUCAACAAGAAUUAGAAUAACGUGGUUAGUGGCAUCGAAUAUAGUUAGAAUUGAGAAGGUGAAUGGCAUCCCUAAUCACAGCCAUUCGAUAGAAGAAAAUGAUAUGCAAAAACGAUCAAAAUUUAUUAGAGAUAUG
This is a messenger RNA of Racocetra persica, 300 nucleotides long. NCBI's taxonomy places the organism in Eukaryota, Fungi, Glomeromycota, Glomeromycetes, Diversisporales, Gigasporaceae. The record is from the annotation of a GenBank genome assembly.